ACUAAAAACAGCAACUUGUGCUUGUCACAAAUGUUCUAAAAAUGCACUUGAUAUUCUAAACCACUGAAAAUUAUUCUGGGGAUUGCGAACUACCUGCAGAUAACUGAUGAAUGAUAAAUGCUGUACUUUCAUCCUUGGAGUCGCACUACCUGUUUAAGCAGGUAUUUUGUCACUAAUUUAUUUUUUGUUCUUGGAGUGCUGACAGUAAACAAGAUGCAGAGUGACUGGUGAAAAUACGUAUUUAUAUUUAUUUGGAUUGUGUCAUAUGUAUUGCUUUCAGUGUUAAACUUCACCCUCUUAGGGCUUCACCUGUUGUGGAAUAUCAUUUGCAGUUGUCAUGGAGACAGGUGGGCUGCAACAGUAACACAGCAGAUCGUACCACAGACUCAUCUUGUCCUGUACCAAAGGUGGUUAUUUGUCAGUGCUUGAAAGCCAUAGUGAAUAGAGACCAAAACAAACUGACUUUUCUAUCCCAAAUAUGCCAAGACCCAACAAAACUCAGAUAGAAAUCAAAAUGGAAGAUGUGGGGAUUGAGAUUGAGCAGGUGGAGCGCGACAGUGAUGAUGAUACAGGGAGACGUGGAAAAACAAACAGAAGACAACAAAACAAUAAACCCUCCCCUGCGGGUGCCAGGAAUAACAGAAAUAACAACAGGUCCCAACCUCAGACUCGAAAUGGUAGAAGGACUGCAGUUGAAGAUGACAGUGAGGAGGAAGAAGAGGACGAAGCCCCUAAACCAAGACGAGGGAACAGGAAAAAGCUGGCUAAAGCGCAAGACAGCGAUGAAGAGAGUGAGGAUGAGCAGCCAAACAGGAAGACCAACAAAAAGGGUGAGAACCAGAAGCACAAAGAGGAGCCGAAUAAUAAAGAGAAACAAACUGAUAAGAAGGGUAAAGGGAAGGAUAAAGAUAAAGAUGACAGCAAGGAUAAAAAGAAGAAAAAAAAGAAAGACAGUAGCUCCUCUUCCUCCUCCUCCUCCUCCUCCUCAGACGAUGAUGACUCUAUGUCUGAGGGGGAAAUGGCCAAGCUAAUGGAGGAGGUUGAAGAGAAGAAGAAACUUGUGUCCAACAUGAGGAAUAAACCCUGGCGCAUGAAGAGGAGACUGGCGGCACUAAAAGAAGCUCAAAGUUUUGUGGAAAAAUUCGAAGGGGCUUUGGGCAAAGGAAAAGGAAGAAGACUGUUUGCCUAUAAAGUAAUGAUGAGGAAGAAAUGGAUCAAGUUUCAAAGAGAUUUUGACAAUUUUAAGACUUCCUGUAUCCCUUGGGAGAGGAAGAUAAAGGAAGUUGAAAGUCACUUUGGAUCCUCUGUAGCCUCCUAUUUCAUAUUUCUCAGAUGGAUGUAUGGAAUGAAUUUGGUUCUUUUUGGCAUCACAUUUGGGCUGGUUGUAAUACCCGAGGUUCUAAUGGGGCUACCUUACGGAAGUAUUCCCCGCAAAACUGUCCCAAGAGCUGAACAGGCUAAAGCUAUGGACUUCUCAACACUCUGGGACUUUGAUGGUUAUUGUAAGUACUCAGUCCUCUUUUAUGGCUAUUACAAUGAUCAACGGACAAUUGGCUUACUCAAAUUUCGAUUACCUUUGGCAUACUUGAUGGUUGGGAUUGGCACUUUUGGGUACAGCCUGAUGGUUGUUAUACGAACAAUGGCUUCGAAUGCCAAUGAAAGUGGAGGAGAUGGUGAAGACUCUGACUUCCUUUUCUGCUGGAAAAUGUUUACCAGUUGGGAUUACCUGAUUGGUAAUUCAGAAACAGCUGACAACAAAUUUGCUUCCAUUACCACCAGUUUUAAGGAAGGUAUUGUGGAUGAAGAGGAAAACCAGAAGGAUGAAAAUAUCCAUUUAAGAAGAUUCCUUCGUGUCUUGGCAAACUUCCUUAUUGUAUGCAGUUUAGGCGGAAGUGGUUAUCUUAUUUACUUUGUGGUAAAACGGUCACAGGACUUUGCUACCAGGGAUAAUCUGGGAUGGUAUGAGAAAAAUGAGGUGGAGAUAGUGAUGUCCUUGCUAGGACUGGUCUGUCCUCCACUCUUUGAGAGCAUUGCUGAACUAGAGGAAUACCACCCACGUAUCGCACUAAAGUGGCAGCUGGGGAGAAUUUUUGCCUUGUUCCUCGGAAACUUAUAUACGUUUCUUUUUGCACUGUUUGAUGAGGUGAAUCAAAAGCUUGCAGUGGAAGAGUCUAUAAAGAAUGCCACAAUAUGGGCAACACAUAUGCACUAUGCCAAUUUCACAGGGAACACAUCUGCCACUCCACCACCCAUAGACCCUGCAGAUGUAAUAAGAGGACCAUGCUGGGAAACCACUGUUGGAAUUGAGUUUGUGAAGCUUACUGUUUCUGACAUACAAGUUACAUAUAUUACUAUUUUGGUUGGAGAUUUCCUUCGAGCUGUGAUUGUGCGAUUCCUUAAUUAUUGCUGGUGUUGGGACCUGGAAUCUGGAUUUCCAUCUUAUGGAGAGUUUGAUAUAAGUGGUAAUGUGCUGGGACUUGUCUUCAAUCAAGGAAUGAUCUGGAUGGGUGCCUUCUAUGCUCCAGGACUAGUUGGAAUUAAUGUCCUGCGUCUACUGACUUCCAUGUACUACCAGUCCUGGGCUGUAAUGAGUUCUAAUGUUCCUCAUGAACGCAUUUUCAAAGCAUCCAGGUCCAAUAAUUUUUACAUGGGGCUCCUGUUGCUGAUCUUGUUCCUAAGUUUGUUACCGGUAGUCUACACCAUCAUGACAUUACCACCUUCAUUUGACUGUGGACCAUUCAGUGGGAAAUCGAAAAUGUUUGAUAUCAUUAUGGAGACAAUCGAAUUAGAUUUUCCAGCAUUUAUUGGAAAUAUCUUCAGCUACGUAGCUAACCCAGGACUGAUUAUCCCUGCUGUUCUGCUGAUGGUGUUGGCGAUUUAUUAUUUAAACGCUGUUUCCAAAGCGUAUGAAAAUUCAAAUCUGGAGCUUAAAAAGAAGAUGCAAAUGCAACGAGAUGAAGAGAAGAACCGAAGGAACAACCAAGACAGCACAAAUUCGAUAAUGAAAGAUUUAGAAGACCUGCUGCCCAUCAUGUCUGGGGGUGGUAACAGUACUGCACCAGAGAACAAGGCAAGCACCAACAAGAAUGACCUACCAAAAACUCCAAAAGGAGCGGACAAACAAGGAGGGGCAUCUCGCAAUGGAGGCCGUGUGAACCCUGAGAAGGAGGUGUCACUGGCAGCACAGAACCCCCGCAUUGCAGUGACAAGGCCACCAGGACCCAGACCGCCAGGGCCCUUACCUGGAAACCCACAGCUGACAGUCCCUGGCCAGCGUGGACGAGGCCCACCCCAGAGAGUAGGAAGAGGGCAGCCCAGGCACUAACACGUCCACCUCACUCUGACUUUUAAUUACUGUCUUCACUCAGUGUGGAUUCAAGUUUGUUCGGUGCUCUUUGUAACUUUAUCAGGAAAUAAACCCUCAGCUCUACCACAAUGGGUAAUUGAAGGUUGAUUCAAGGUAUGAACAGGUUUUUUUUUUUUUUUUUUUUUCUCCCCAAAGAAGAUAAUCUGUGAUUAUGAAAGCCAAAAUUGCACAGUACAAAUAAGCAACAAAUCCACAUCAACUAAAUAUGUACAGUACUGAGUGGAACUGAUUAGGAGUAACUGAACAUUUUGUUUGAGGGCGAUUUUAUACAUUUCCUAAACAUAUGAUUCUUUACUUUUACUGCUAAAUUAUUAACAGGCUAAAAUACCAUUGAUUACUCUAUGUACGUUUGCAAUGACUUUUGAUUGUAUCUGUAUGUGUUACUAUUGUAAAAUAAUGUACAGGAAAUAUACUACUGGCCAUUUCUUUACCAAUGUUUUAUUAUUAUCUAUUUUAAAAUAUGUAUUGCACAUCCCUGAACCAUUUAUUAAAGGUAGCCUUACAUUGCAAAAUUCUUCAGUGCGGUGCCAGUUACCGUGAUGCUAAAUGUCAUGGGAUUUUGUAAUUUAGGAUUACAAAAUCUGGCCCCUGGUGUCAGAAAACAUUUCUAUCUUGCAUCAUUGCUAUCUGUAUUUUUUAAUACAUUAUGUAUACAUCAAAAACAGUUUCAAAUGUGUGUUUGUUUUAUUUCAGAUUAAAUACUUUGCACAUUUAUAAAUCGUUAUUACAUCCUUCAACCCAGGCCUGGACAAAGGCCCAGGCAAACUAGACAGCCUCCUAGGGCGUCAGAUUUAGGGGGGUGGCAACAUUUUUAAAAUAAAAGCCAGGAAUCUGCAUUCUGUGUGACAUUUGGCACCACGGUAACUGGCACCACACUGAAGAAUCCUAACCAAACACGUUCUUUCGCAUGGUAUGCAGUGAUUGAUAGUAAAUUGUGUUUGUUCUAUCUAUUAUGCCAUUCUAUAGAGAAAAUGGCUUUAUGACUGACAUACAUCAUCCUUAUGGAGACGUGAAGUUUCAAGAAGUAAGCCAAUAAGUCAUCAAUUUUCAACAAGAAUAAGGUAAUUUAAUAAUUUAAAGUUAUGGGAAUUUAAAGUGUUUUUGACGGUAAAUACCAAUGUUAAUACAAUGUGUUCAAUUCUGAUCUCUGAAGUCCCGAAUCAAAUCGAUACAAAAUCUGAAUUGACUGUCACUGGCAAUAUUACUAACCUGUAAAUAGACAUGUAAUACUAUUUAAAUGGGACCAAGAUAUGAAAUGAUUUCAGUGGUAAAAUAUAUACAGUUGUAGUCAAAAGUUUACAUACACCAAUGGAAAUAUAUAAUUUCUAGACACUUCUCAAAAACAAAGAAUUUUAGGAAAAAUCUUUUUGUAUCAAAAGUUUUGCUUUUGUGGAUGAGGGGAAAAAAGUUACAAGAAAUUGAUUUCUACAAUUAGUUAUUUCAGCAUUUUUUUUAUUGCAAAACUCCAAAAAUGCUAAUUAAAAAUACCCUUUGAUGCUAUGAUAGUAUUGUCUACAAGGUGCUAGAAAUUUCAAUAUGAUAAUGCAGAACCUAAUUCUAGAAAAGUCUAGAAAAUGCUGGAUUGUAGGUGAACAUUCUUAGAGCGUAUAAAAGGGUUAGGCAUAGGAAGACAUUACCAAUAAGUCAAUAUGGGGAAAAAGUAAAGAGCUAUCUGAAGACCUUAGGCAGAAAAUGAUUUAUUGUCAUAAAGCUGGAGAAGGAUACAAGAAGAUUUCCAAGCAUUUGAGUAUCCCAAUUUCAACUAUUGUUUCUAUUAUCAAGAAGUACAAGACUCAUGGUACUGUCACAACGCUCCCUCGGUCUGGAAGAAGGAAGGUUCUUUCACCAAGAACAAGUAGAAAAUUGUGAGGAUGGUUAAUAACAAUCCGAGACUGACUGACAAAGAUAUUCAAAGUGAAUUGGCCGCAAGUGGGACUGGGGUUUCCAUUUCAAUCAUAGGUAGAGUAUUGCAUGGUGAAGGUUUCAAUGGUUGCAGGCCAAGGAAAAAGCCACUCUUAGGAAAACGUCAUAAGGACAGUCGCUUAACGUUUGCAAAACAACAUUUGAAUGAUGGAUAUGAGUUCUGGUCAAAAGUUUUGUGGAGUGAUGAAACAGAAAUUGAGCCAUUUGGUCAUGCUGAUAGUCGUUACGUUUGGAGAAAGUCUGGUGAGACAUACAAAGAAAAGAACACCAUACCUACUGUCAAGCAUGGAGAUGGUAAUAUCCUUCUAUGGGGCUGUUUUUUUCUCUAAUGACACGGUAAUUUGGUUCCAAUACAUGGUAAAAUGGAUUCCACAGCAUACCAAAAGAUAUUGGCCAAUCAUCUGAAACCCUCUGCUACAAAGCCUGGUUUAAAGUGCAACUGGACGUUCCAACACGACAACGAUCCAAAGCACACAUCAAAAUCUACUUCAGAAUGGUUAAAGAAGAAUAAAAUCAAGGUUCUGGAAUGGCCUAGUCAAAGUCCUGAUCUAAAUCUGAUUGAUAAUAUUUGGUAUGAGUUGAAGAAGGCUGUGCACAAGAGAAGUCCUCGGAAUUUGAAUGGACUAGAACAAUUUUGCGUUGAAGAAUUGGUCAAAAAUCACUAAAGAAUCAUGCCAAAAGCUCACUGACAAAUAUCCUAAUCAUUUAAAAGAUGUUAUUAUUGCUAAAGGUGCCUCAAUUAGCUAUUAAUUUAAUUUUCCUUGUCAGGGUAUGAAUACUUUUGCAUUAGCAUUUUUGGAGUUUUGCAAAAAAUUGCUGAAAUAAAUCAUUGUAGACAUCUAUUUCUUAUAACUCUUUUCUUCAUCCACAAAAGCAAAACUUUUGGCACAAAAGAUUUUUCGUAGAAUUAUUUGUUCGAGAAAUUUCUGGAAAUUAUAAAUUUCUAAUGGUGUAUGUAAACUUUUACAACUGUAUAUAUUUUUUUAAUGUUUGAAUGUUUCAUGUUUUAAUGUCUGCCAUCACAUUAAAAUCUUCCUACAUACGUUGUUAUUACUGGGGUGACAGGACGGUUCUGUGCCUGAAACACUUUUGGCAUAAAACCGGGACAGGCUGACAGUUCAGGUUAGCAGACUCCCAUCAUCACCAAUGCAUUUAACAGACAGGUGUGUAGGGUUAUUCAAUUGAUCUGUGAUAAGCUAUUAGUGUCUCUUUAAUUACAACUGAGAAAUGUAUUAAUAACUUGUGCAAGUAUUCUAAAAGCGUGUUUAAUUACAGUGCUGUGUGUAAUUACACUGACAGUAUUGGAGUCUUUUGUUGUUUUUGUACAAGUUUGCAUUUUCAAACAUGGUGCAUUGGGAGUGUUUUUUUAUAUAAUAUUGCCAUAGAAAUGGCUGUUUUCACCUUGGAUAUACUUUUGUUUCCCAACGCGUUAGAUCACUUGACGGUACAGAUUAAUGUUAAAUUGUGAUCCAUAAAUGUAAAUUAAAAAGCUACAUCCUUUUGGUGUGUGCUUAGCUUAUUCUAACUGUCAUGUUUUCACUUUUCACGUUCUCUUUUAUUAUAUUAUUUGCUCUGCACACACUCUUAACUCAGGGGAGACGUUAAGGAGGACAGAGAUGUUUAAAACUCCUAGUGGUUUAUGUUCGAGCACUGGACGAGCGGUGUGUCCUUAAAACCUUUUUAUUUAAU
Messenger RNA from Acipenser ruthenus (sterlet), 6979 nucleotides. RefSeq names its product transmembrane channel-like protein 2-A. Gene Ontology annotation, biological process: vestibular reflex; detection of mechanical stimulus involved in sensory perception of sound. Bases 479 to 3325 code for a protein of 948 amino acids. The transcript has 20 exons. NCBI's taxonomy places the organism in Eukaryota, Metazoa, Chordata, Actinopteri, Acipenseriformes, Acipenseridae. Gene Ontology annotation, cellular component: plasma membrane. The record is from RefSeq and is a predicted model, not a curated record. Gene Ontology annotation, molecular function: mechanosensitive monoatomic ion channel activity.